Leptonychotes weddellii (Weddell seal) is the source of this 633-nucleotide messenger RNA. It is a transcript of the gene CCL16, whose product is annotated as C-C motif chemokine ligand 16. Lineage: Eukaryota; Metazoa; Chordata; Mammalia; Carnivora; Phocidae. The record is from RefSeq and is a predicted model, not a curated record. Gene Ontology annotation, cellular component: extracellular region. Gene Ontology annotation, biological process: positive regulation of GTPase activity; positive regulation of cell migration; eosinophil chemotaxis. Gene Ontology annotation, molecular function: CCR chemokine receptor binding; chemokine activity.
GAAGUGGUCAGAGUCCAGAGGGCCGUGAAGUCAGAGUGGACGACCAGCUUUUCCCCUGAAGCUGAAGGGCCCCCCUGAGAGGAUGAAGGUCUCCGGGGCUGCCCUCUUUCUCCUCAUCCUUAUCCUCACCACUCCUGCUUUGCACGGCCAGUCAAAAAGUCCUGAGUCGUUGAACAGUUCUCACACCUGCUGCCUGAAGCACCAUGAGAAAGUAACGCCAAAGAAACUGGUGGUGGGAUACAGAAAGGCCCUCAACUGUCACCUGCCGGCAAUCAUCUUUGUCACCAAAAAGAAUCGAGAGGUCUGCGCCAACCCCCAAAACAAAUGGGUCCAAGAGUACAUCAAGGAUCCCAAUAUACCUUUGCUGCCUCCCAGGAACUUGGCCCAGGUCAAAAGCGUUAGGCCUUAGGAAGGCCACAACAUCACAGCUCUCCAUGACCAUCAGGCCUCGGUGGGAGUCCAGGUUUGGGAAAGAAAGGUGCAGUCCUGUGAAAUGCAGGGGAGGGUGGGGCGUGUGGUCUGAAUGACAGUCGCAAUCAGAGAUGCUAAUUAAAAGUAUUUCAGGGGCGCCUGGGUGGCUCAGUCGUUAGGCGUCUGCCUUCGGCUCAGGUCAUGAUCCCAGAGUCCUGAGAU